GCUCCGCAAUCUGACGAGUCAUGACAUCAACUCUUAGCCCAAACACCAUCGUGUUGCGAAACCUCUCGACGUCACGAAUCAUCGACAUCUCGCAUGUACUAUACGCUCCUGGCCAAUGAUAAUUUUUAACCCGCCAAGGUCCAAUGUUCGAUCGACUGACUUUUGUUUUAUCACUUAUAAUUCAAGCUCAAAUACACGAUCUUUGCAAAAUCUACACGAAAUUCAGCAAGACUGUUCACUAUCUAUCAACCCCCUACUGGUGGCGAUGGGUAUCGACGAUCCCCGACCUAGUACGAUGGGACUUGGGCUUUUUGUAUGUGUUCAGAACGCAUUUGAUCGAGUUCUGCCCCUGGCCUGUUAAACUGAAUAUAUCAUUCAUUUGCAAGACGUAAAGACAUGUUGUAGUUCUAAGCGAGUGUUGAGGUCCUGAUACAAUAAAAGUUGUGCGAUGUGUAUGUGAGAGGCAUCAAGAAAGAG
Messenger RNA from Suillus bovinus, 477 nucleotides. RefSeq lists its product as uncharacterized. Bases 144 to 392 code for a protein of 82 amino acids. NCBI's taxonomy places the organism in Eukaryota, Fungi, Basidiomycota, Agaricomycetes, Boletales, Suillaceae. The record is from RefSeq and is a predicted model, not a curated record. The transcript has a single exon.